AUUGAUUUUAUGUGCGUAUCUAUACUUGUUGGUCAGGAUUUCAUGUUCAUGACACGGUUGGUGACAAAUCGAGAGGACAAGCAGGCAUUACCAGAUUUGAUGCAGUCAUUCGAAAUUGUAGAUUACUCGUGAGGCAUGCAUUGCAUGUUGUUCAUUUUGCUAACGGUGUGACUACAAACGUGCAUUCAAUUACCAGAAAUUUCAACUGUUGAAGAUUUGAGUAUAUGUGUAGACAAGAAAAUCGGGUAACUAAAGUUGUCCAUAAUGGACUCAUUGCCAAUAAGAGCACCAGAUGGCAGUCCGGGAACUACCACCAAUAGUGUUAAGAGUGAUGACAGCAGUCCCCGUCAUGACCCCGGGAGAGGCUCCCCGCCUCCAAACUGUGCAAUAUGCCUUGGCACAUGCAGAAACAAAUCUUUCACUGACUCUUGCCUUCAUCAGUUUUGUUUCAAGUGCCUAUUAACUUGGAGCAAGGUCAAAGCAGAGUGUCCACUGUGUAAACAGAAUUUUAGAUCAAUCAUUCACAAUGUUCGCUCAAACCAUCAGUAUGAAGAGUAUAUGGUGGAACAGCGUCACACUGAGGAACUGUCUGAAAGAAUUGAUAUUGAUAACCUCACUGCCACAAGAAGAUUUAGAUACAGGACGACGCUGACGCUGCCGCGGCAGAACACGAUCGCCAUCCAGCAGCUGCUGCUGCACCACUACCCCAUGGUGGCGGAGCUGUUCCCCGGCCCGCCCGCGCCGCGCCGCCGCUCGCCUGCCUCCUUCCGCCGCACCGUGUACCGCUACAACCUGUGGGCGCGCCCGCUGCCCGACUUCACGCGCCGCUUCCGCGACUGCUCGCCCGACUUCUACAGGCACAACCCUUCGCAAAUGCAUCGCCUGGUGCCCUGGCUGAACAGGGAACUCCACUACUUGCUGAACGAAAACCUCGGCCACAUAGCGUACGUCGUAGCGAGAAUAUUAGAAUUACUGCCACAGUACAGCAUCAAUUCGACGGAAUUCAGAGAUACGAUGCGACGCUACUUCGGGGACAACACUGAUCAUUUCCUGCACGAACUAUACUGUUUCGCUUCGACGCCGUACGAUAUGAACGGGUACGACCGUCACGUGCAGUACACCACCGACCACACGAUCUCGACGAUAGUCAACGACGUGCUGUCGAGCUCCGAGUCCGACGCCAGCGUGGACUCCGACAUCGUCGUGAUCUCCAGCUCCGCGCCCGCCGAUGCGCCGCCCGGGCCCUCGCGCCCGCCGCGGCCCGCACGCGCGCCCGCGCCCGUCUACCCGCAGAGCUACAUCACCGACGGCGGCGGCGUCGUGCCCAUCGAGACCAUCUCGCAGUCCGACACGGACGACGACUCCUCCGAGGUGGUGGUCGUGGGCUACAUCAAGCCGCCGCAAGAUCGCACGCCGGAGGUCGUCGACCUGCUGGGCUCCGACAGCGACGUGAUCGUGCAGGACGGCGCGCCCGCGGAGCCCGCGCCGCGCGAGGCGGAGGCGCGCCCAGCGCUCGUCAAGCUCAAGCUGGCGCGCGCGCACGCCUCCGACAGCGACAGCGCGCGCACGCCAAGCGCGUCGCCGCCGCCGCGCCGCCGCCGCCGCCACCGCCGCUCCGGCGUCGAGUCCGACCCGUGGCUCGCGCCCUCCUCCUCCAGCUACGAGACCAACUUCGUCACCUCGCCCAGCGAGUCCGACGACGGCGUGAGGCCGAAGGCUAAAUGGACGAUUCUGCGACGACACGCCAACUUGGAAAGGAACAGAAGAAGAGAGAUGAAGCGUGAACGUAAGCAUCGUAAAAGUAAAAAAGAUUCAAAUACAUCACUCGGCAGAGAGAAGCAAAAUAAACAUAAAUCUCAUUCUGGCAAAGGUGUAAAAUCGUCGAGGAACGCCAUCGUCAAAAAUGAAAAUACGGAUCGCGCGCAGUCAAUAGAUCAGCCCGGCACGAGUGGAAUGUCGCGCUCCGGAACGAGAGACGUCAAGAGCGAGAUGUCGCGCGGUACGAGCGAGACGUCGCGCGAAACGAGCGAGACGUCGCGCGGUACGAGCCAUAUGUCGCGCGGCACGAGCGAGAUGCUGAGUGGCACGAGCGACAUGUCGCGUGGCACGAGCGAAAAGUCGCGCGGCACGAGCGAGUUAUCGAGCAACACGGGUGACAUAUCACGCAACAUGAGCGAGAUAUCGAGCAACACGAGUGACAUAUCGCGCAACACAAGCGAGAUAUCGAACAGCACGAAUGACAUAUCGCGUGGCGCAAGCGAGGUAUUACGUGGCACGAGCGAAGGGUCGCAUGGCUCUAGCGGCAUAUCUCGUGGCACGAGCGGGAUGUCACGCGGCACGAGCGAGGUGUCGCACGGUUCCAGCGGCAUUUCGCGUGGCACGAGCGGGAUGUCACGCGGCACGAGCGAGGUGUCGCACGGUUCUAGCGGCAUUUCGCGUGGCACGAGCGGGAUGUCACGCGGCACGAGCGAGGUGUCGCACGGUUCUAGCGGCAUUUCGCGUGGCACGAGCGGAAUAUCACGAGGCACGAGCGAGGUGUCGCAAGGUUCUAGUGGCUCAUCGCGUGGCACGAGCGGGAUGUCGCAUGGCACGAACGAGGUAUCGCGGAGCUCGAGCGGAAUAUCACGCGGCGUGAGCGAGGUAUCGCGCGACACGACGUGGACCUGGCGCGGUACUAAGCGCAAAAUGGAGAGGAACACGCGACGCCGCGAGAGUAAAAGACUGAAAAGUGUUGUAAAUGUAAUAAAUAGCCAAAAAAAAUCCGAGUUAGCGAGUCGAGUGGGUGCGGAGCGGGCUACGGACAGCGAGUCGGAGUACCAGCCCACCGACUCCUCCGACUCGGACGACGACCUGCCGCUCAACCUCAGCAUCGGAAAAGUAGCGCGUUAGUUGUUAGAUAUGCCUGGAAUUAAAUGGAACAUUGUGAUAAUUUUAUAUACAUAAUAUUAUUUAUGAAUCUUAAUUUAAUAAUAAUAAAAUAAUCUGAAAUUAAUAAUAAUUGAGCCAGAUCUCACAGCAAAUUGAAAAGCGCUAUUGAAAGUGUAUAGUACAUUCGGUCAUUUAAAGUGUUUCGUUGUAAUUAUUAUUGUUAUGCAAGUUUGUAUGUUUUAUUUUAAAUAAUAGCCAUCCGUCAUACCUAGUUCUACAAUGUAAAUAUUAUUUUGAAGGUUUAUUUAGAUAUUAGAAAAUGUCCACCACUUCGUAUGUUUGGAUUUAAUUUUUAAAAAUCCUUGAGAUUUUGAUUCUCCAUUAUAAAAAGUAGUCCAUCUUUGAGAUGCCAGCUAACUCUAUAGGUACGAAAUUUCGUCAAAGUCUGUUAAACAGAUGUUCCCCGAAAAGGUAAUAAACAGACAGACACACUUUUUUUUUAUAAUAUUAUUAUCGCGAUAUUAAACAACAAACGAGACAGACAAGCACUAAUAUUUAGCAUGCCAUGUUGUAUAUAUGUAUUAGAUUUAUCAGUUAUAAUUAAAUAAGAUUUUUUUGGAUGAA
This is a messenger RNA of Maniola jurtina (meadow brown), 3492 nucleotides long. It is a transcript of the gene Topors, whose product is annotated as E3 ubiquitin-protein ligase Topors. Gene Ontology annotation, molecular function: ubiquitin protein ligase activity; metal ion binding. The record is from RefSeq and is a predicted model, not a curated record. Lineage: Eukaryota; Metazoa; Arthropoda; Insecta; Lepidoptera; Nymphalidae. The transcript has 5 exons. Gene Ontology annotation, biological process: protein monoubiquitination; protein polyubiquitination. The coding region runs from base 265 to 2889 and encodes 874 amino acids.